CCCAAUUGCUCCUCAUUCUCGCUUUACGCAUCUUCCCUUUAUCCGAUUCCCGCCUCUGGUGGCCGUCGAACCGCGUGUCCAUUGGCAGAAUUGGUGUCGCUUUCCGAAGAGGUGUACAGCCUGACGCGCGAGUGGCUGUCCCGACUGCCGUGCGAGAAGCGUGCAUGUCUGCUCGGCUUUUUCGGUCCUCUGCCCGACUACACGUCCUGCCUCGUGCCCGUCCCAGCAUACCUCCCCUCCGGCCGGACACACUCUUCCGGACCAGGCACCGGCGAGCCUUGUCAACCGCGGAGUCUGGAGCGGGCGUCCGAGGCCGUCGGUCAGUCCGGCCGCACCAACGGUCUGCCGACUGCAACGACAUCCUCCCUCCUCGUCGGUUGCCCAGCGACAGUUGGCUCCAGUCCCGUUGUCUCCUGCCAUCUCCCACGAGCAAACACGGCUGCCCCGGCCCUGCAGGUCACUUCUGCCUUGUUGUUGCGUCUGUCUCGUCACGCCGCGACCACGACCGUUCAGGCUCCGCAGAUGCGUACUCGCGGACUCGGUCCUGAAGGUGCCGAUGCUUCGGACGAGACUCGGGAUCUGCCGGCCUCGCGAACGUGCGAGUUUGCACCACCGCUCGCUAACGUCGCGGCAAACGUCGACGUCUUGGUCGGCCGGACCGAGCCGCCCAGUUUCGUGUGGUGGCUGGUUGCUGUGCUGCCGAUGGAGGAUCGCUGCAAAUACGGCAUGCUGGCAUUGCGGCACUCGGAGACGCGGAUGCGCUGCCUCCUAAGAGCCUUGCGUCGUCUGAUACAGACGAAUCCCCCUCUCGACAUAUGCAACCGCGCCAACGGCAACGGCAACGGCGACGGCGACGGUCAUGCCAACGAAGCCGGCGGCGGUUACGCCUCGACCGAAGGGGGCCGGGCCACGGAGGUGGAAGGAAGGGAGGACAGGCUGUACCGGCCCGGGGGCUCCGAGACUCAGACCUAUCCAAAUGUUGCUGUCGUCGCCAGUAAGCCCGAACAUUUUUUCCUCUUUUCUUUCUUUAUUGCCCCACACGCAAUGCUCCUACUCACCAUCUGA
This is a messenger RNA of Protopolystoma xenopodis, 1065 nucleotides long. The record is from the annotation of a GenBank genome assembly. NCBI's taxonomy places the organism in Eukaryota, Metazoa, Platyhelminthes, Monogenea, Polystomatidea, Polystomatidae.